This is a messenger RNA of Hydractinia symbiolongicarpus, 3258 nucleotides long. RefSeq lists its product as uncharacterized. The record is from RefSeq and is a predicted model, not a curated record. The transcript is spliced from 7 exons. Bases 785 to 1909 code for a protein of 374 amino acids. Lineage: Eukaryota; Metazoa; Cnidaria; Hydrozoa; Anthoathecata; Hydractiniidae.
ACUCAACUUAACAGUUCCUAUUUAUUCUUUUAACUGAAAAGUACAAAAAUUUCGUACGUCAAUGACAUCAAAAACGUUCUUGACGAUUGUAUGCGAAAAACGCCUUAAAAAAUCGACAUUGAGCAAUAAGAGUCUUCAACAUCUGGUAUUUUCACACCCAAUGCAAUGCUCCAUGCAAAUUCGACCAGAAAUAAAAUGCUGACUCAAAAAUCGCUAGACCUCCAAGGGCUGUGCAUGCAGCUUACAAUUCUAACAAAAAACAACAUACAUCUACUUAGCUCACAAAAUUAUUUUGGAAAAAAAAAACUUUCAAUAUGUGAUAACAGAAGUAUAUUGAAAUUAUAGUUGGCUAAAGUUUAUUCUCAGAAUGUAUCUCAAUUUUCAGAUUGCUAGAUUUUUAGUUUAUAUGACACUUAAUGUUUAUACAGUAAACUUGUGGAAGUAUUAUGUUAGAUGAAAAGUGCUUAUUAAGAUUUAGUUUUGGUUUUUACCGUUUUGUUUAACCUAUGUUCUUGGUGUUUAUGUGUGACUAGUUUGUCAUGUUUAGAUUUAGCAAUAGUUUCUGUAUAGAAUUGUUUUGAGUAUUUUUUAGCAAAGACUUGUAUGGAGUUAGUUUUAUUUCUGUUUCUCUUAUUAUAACUGUAUAUUAUAUAUAUUACUCGAGACAAGGAAAGAGUAAUUAUUAUAGUAUUAUUAUAUAUUUAAUUAAAAUUCAUACUCUGGAUUGAUAUACUGCAAUCUUUCUUAUAUUUCAGGAUUAGAACAGGAAAACAAACAUUUGUGGAUGGAUAGUGAUUCAGAUUGGGACAGUCUAUCUGGUGAUGGUCCUUCACUAAAAUCAUGUACUGAUGCUCAAAAGUCUUCUAUCAAAGACUCAACUAUUAAUGGAUUACCUGAAAAAGCCAAUUAUCAUUUCCAGAAUCAAAGUUUUCAAAAGGCACAAACAAAAACUUGCAAAAUUAGUGCUAAAACUGCAACAGGGGAGCGUUCGAAAUAUGGAGGAUUUAAGUCAACUCACUCACAGGAUAUAACUGGCAUAAACCGAAAUCUUUGUAGUAACCAAGAACAUAAUACCUUGGACAAUCUUCCUUACUUACAGUUUGAAGAUACAGAGAAAGUAAGAAAUCACCUUCGCAAUAAAAAAACUCCAAACAAAAUUAAGACGAUGUAUGUUGCAGAACAAGAUGGUAGCUCCUGUAGUGAGCACGAGGGUUUGACAGAUGGAAGAAGCCUUGAUAACAAUAUGGCGUAUGAUAACCCUGAACAUGUCACAAUCAAGCCAAAAAAACAGAGAGAUGCUAUCCCAAAAAGCGAAUUCAACGUUCAGGACAAAUCAGCCAGAGAUAACUAUGCGGAACUUCUUAUGGAGCGUAAUUUUACAAACUUUGUUGACCCUGUUGAAAAAUCCGAUAUGCAAAAUGGACCGUUUGCGCAGAAUUUAUUGAACUUCAAAGAAGAACGAUAUUAUUACGAAAAGACUUAUCACAACUGCUAUUCAAUCCUGAUUAACAAUACAGCUCUUACACCCAAAUGGGCUGAUAGGUUUGAACCGCACCUCCGUCGUGUUUGGCAAGAACUUUUUGGUGUAUUGCAUAUAAUCUUGGAUAUCUUUCUCAUCUUUAUCUUGGAGCUUGCAAGAUUUUGUUGCGCGACACUGCGGAAGAUCAUCGUUGGAUUUAUAACCAUAUUAGGUGACUCUUUCUGGAAACCCUUCCUUUCUUCGCUAUUCAAUUCACUGCUACAACCGUUUUUUGUACUUCUGUGGAACGUCUUGGACGGAGUGCGAACAUUUAUUCAACCUGCUAUUCGUAUGUUAUCGCAAGUUUUUGAACAGCUAGCUAUUUUGUUGCGCGCGUUUAGACUGUGUGAAUAUAAGGCUGGGAAGGAGACAGUGACCAAAAAUAUUUAAGUAUGCAAAUAAACUAGCAAUUAAACUAACCGUCUGCAUAUCUACAGAUGCUUAUCGUUUGAGUUUUUCUUUAAGUACGGUUUUGGAAAACCGCCAAGCUCUUAAAGGGUGUUAUAAAUAAAUUAAACAACUUUAACGUAUAAUUUUGUUUACUGAUGGAAUCUUUAUUCGUACAUGCUUAUCCGGGCUUAAAAAAAUUACCUUGAUCAAACAGUCGUUAACAAUCAAUCAAAAAGUAGGUAAUUAAAAUAAGAAGAGAAAUUUCAAAAAGCACGCAAACUUAAACAAAUUUAUGUAACCCUCUUUCAUUGCUCGCUAUUACGUCACCACCACCUUCCCCCCUUGAAAGCAACGAAAGAUGAUGAUAUAUAAUUCCACGGUAAAAUUUUUAACACGCUAUUGUAAAAUACACGACUGACUGUUUUUAUUUCCCUGUUGUAACUUCACAACUCGCAAAAUAGCUAUAAUGUUUAUUUUGUAAACUAUAAAUUUACUGUUAUUAUGUUACAUAUUUAUAGGUGGUUAUAAUUAGAAUACCAUUACCGUGAAUCCUUAAUAAACGCCCUUUCCUCUAAAAACCGUAAUAUUUAAAAAAUGCCUCGCUCUAAUGGACGCCCUUUUAAGAGGGGCGUUAAAUAAAAAAAUAUUACCAGAUACGUUUUUAAUGGGAAAAAACGAAUGACAAGUGAUUAAACAAAGGGUGGAGACUUCCUGUAAAUCUUUUUUACUUCCUGAACAUCCAAUGUUUAUACUUGAUAUGGAAACAAAGCAUUUCGUUGGGAAUUUAACAGAGUCAUGUUCGCCCCCACUUAAAGGUACAAACUAAGCGCCCCGGUCGUUUAUUCGAGGUUUUACGGUAUAUAUAUAAAUGAGGGAAAGUUCUGACUGAAAAAAAUCCUAAAUAAUAGUGGAAAAAAGUAUCUUCCCCUGCGUCAGUACUAAUUUCUAAAGUUAUAAGUUUUGUAUAAAUUGUUAUUUAUUACCUAUUGUUGUAUAUAACAUUGUAAAUAUCGUGUUUACCGAAAAUUUAAUAAAAAUUUAAACAAUUUUAUCAGCAUCCGUAUUUUAUCUCUUGCGAAGGUACAAGAGGAACAGUCUUUAAGUGUCUCAGAGUGUUUUUGACAAAAAAUUGUUCGCCAAAUCAUUUUAAAGCUUCCUUCCUUUAAAUCUUGCAACAACCUUCCUUUAGAUUUUACAACAACGGCUCCCUAGGAACUACAUCAAACACGAACUUAAUAAUUUAUUAGGCGUUGCGUGAAGAAAGUAUAUUGGAUCAGCUCAGUAAUUUUGUUUACCUGGCGGCAGUUUCAGACAUGCCUUGUACAGGUGAUUUCAUAUAUUGCCUACCG